UUGUUUUGCGUGCUAUAUGCAAAUAUGCAAUCGUACACUAAAAAAAGAAUAAAAAUUAGGGGAAAAAAAAGGCAACAAACCCUAUUUGGACCCUGCUAGACCCAUAGGGUCCGGGUAUGGGAAUAAAAUUACAGAUACGGGUAUUACCAAACCCCCUAGUCAAGGGAGUUAAAUUUAAAAUUAAAAAAAAAAAAAAAAAAAAAAAAAGAGGUAAUCUCAAAAAAUUUGAAAAGUAGAGGGGGCUAUUUACAAUUUUUCCUUAAAUAUUAAAUGAAGUAUAAAUUUCCCAAAAUAAAAUCAAGAUAAACCCUCAACCUCCCACAAGAUAGUACGCAACGACUGAAGCAAGGAUUCACGCAAGGGACAAAACAGGAUCAAGAAAUACCACUUUUCCACAGUAACAACUGAGAGAUUCAACUUGGUGCAAACACAUGUAAAAGCAUAUAAAUUCUUGAUUUCUUGAACAACAAACCAUUUGACCCAAACAUAGACCCACUUUUCACAAUUCAUAAUCUGAUUGGAAAACCACCCAUGGAACCAAGAGCAAUUGCAAAGUAUCAGGAUGAAGUGAUGUCUAGUCAAUUGAAACAGGACGUUCUCAAGAAUUGGAUGUGCCUGGAUGAUAUGGACCCCAUUAGAUUUGUUCGUAAGCGUUAUGACAGAUAUGCGGCAAGACAGACAAUAAUAACAAAUCAAGUCCAAUUCUUCGAAGAAGCAAUCAGACUAAGAAAGUUGUUUGACCUGGAUUUUGUGGUUCCAAAGAUAGUGGAGGCUAUUUCGAUCAAGAGAAGGAUCAUUGCAGGUGUUGUUUGGGACCAAGUUCAGGGUCAAGAUUUUAUCAGGGAGCUUACACUGGCUACUGACUCGGCUUUUCAGCUAGCGUUCAGAUUCAAAGACAGUGAGCAUUACCUAUUCGAGAUAGAGAUGAAGGUUGACACUGAAUUCAACAAAAUCCCCCCAACUAUAGACAACACAAACACCAAAAAGCUGCCACAGUUUUUUUCUGGUUUGAUUAGUUUCGUUCUACUUAGUUAUAUCUUUCUAAGUACUUAUGGUCUGAUAUACUGUAAUGAUUCAGUAAAACCUUGUCUAUAAUGAGUCAAAAACAGUUCGUUAAGAGUAAAAUUUAGUUCUGUUUAAUAGCCUUCAAAUGCUACCACAUUCAGUUAUCAUACUUAUGAUCAAUUGGUUUCUAAUUUGAGCAACUUACAUUAAUCACCUUCCUUUAUGAAAGAAUGUAUAAAGGCAUAUAAUAAUACAGGCAUUGUAGCCUCUGCAUAACCCCAAACCUAUUAAAUAUACAGUUUAUCAACAUUUUAUGGCACUCAUUGGUAAACUGUUUGUUCACUCUUCCCAUCCAUCCACUUUCUUUUAGGCUCCGUUUGUUUUAUCGGAAAACCAUUUUUCACAGAAAACUAUCUUCCAAGUAAAACAAUGGAAAAUAUAAAUGCAAAACACAUUUUCAAUUGUUUAUUUGUUUGUUUGUUUGUUUGUUGAUGGAAAACCUAGGGGGGGAAGGAUGGAAGGAGUGAACAUGGAAAAGUAAGGAGUAUGGUGGAAAUGCCGCAUAAACAACCUAGAACUGAAACUCUACAGUAACAAAAGUAAUCAGUCAAUGCCAAAAAACUUGAUCACUAGUUUUAAAAAAGUAAUUUAAAAAAAAAAAAAAAAUCU
Molecule: messenger RNA, 1674 nt
Organism: Chenopodium quinoa (quinoa)
Lineage: Eukaryota; Viridiplantae; Streptophyta; Magnoliopsida; Caryophyllales; Amaranthaceae
Exons: 4
Coding region: 532-1095 (187 amino acids)
Source: RefSeq, a predicted model, not a curated record